AAAAAUAUGUGUAAGCAGCAUAUGGGGAGGGGGUUCGUUGAGGAGUGGUCACACCGUCUGUGCACAGACGCGCUCCUGCAGUGGGAUUGUCGUCUCGCGCUCCGACAGAUGUACAGUCUUCCGGACGCAUUAAGACAAAAUGGGGGCGGCACGGCCAUUUCUUUCUGCUUUAAUCAUCAUAUCAUGUUUCCUUGUAAGCACUGCACAACAAACAGGAUGUCUGGCUGAAAGGCCGCCGUAUGACAUUGUAUUCCUUGUGGAUAGUUCUAGCAGCAUCGGUACUCGAGACUUCCGGGAGGUUAAGACGUUCAUGCGCACUUUUGUGGAUGGUUUGGAUAUUGACACGAAAAAGGUACAAGUUGGUCUUGCACAGUUCAGCACCGAUCCCCACAAAGAGUUUCUGAUAGGGGACUAUACAAACAAAGCAGAUCUGUUUAAGAAAAUCGAAAACCUUCCAUACCGAACAGGAGGCACGUACAUGGGAAAAGCCAUGAAUUUCCUUAAGGACAACUAUUUCACGACUGCGGGUGGAAGCCGUAUCGAUGAAAAAGUGCCUCAGGUUGUUGUGGUGGUCACAGAUGGAGACUCAGCCGAUGAUAUAAAGGGACCUGCCAGAGAGCUGCGACAAAAGGGUAUUAUCAUCUUUGCCAUUGGUGUCGGUCCAACCAAUAUGACAGAGUUAAAGGCCAUCGCCAACAGCCCACCUGAACGUUUUGUGGUUAAUAUUGACAAUUACCAAGCGCUGCAAGGACUGACGACCACCAUGAAGGAGACAGUGUGUAUCUUGAUGAGGGAUCAGGGGAAAGCCAUUGCCCCAAAGUUUGUUGAUGUAUUUAUACUGGUGGAUAGUUCAGCCCAUGGGGGAACACAACAAAUAAGGGAACUUCUCAACCAACUGGCUGUGCAACUCAAUGUGGGCGAUGGAUCUCAUAAGAUUGCCCUGGCUCAAUUUGGCGAGAACGUUGUCGAAGAGUUCCUUUUCAAAGACUACAAAAUAACAGCAGAAGCCACAGAAUUCAUAGAUCGGUUCGAGCCCAGGCCCGAUGGAGAGCGAAAAUUAGGAAAGGCCAUGGAUUAUGUUCGUACAAACUUUCUCAACACGGCAUCUGGCAGCAGAAUUGCUAAGGGCUACAAGCAGUAUCUGCUGGUGCUGAGAGCAGGGAACUCUUACGACUCCACUCUGAGGGCCAUGCGAACAAUGAAGAAUGAGGAUGUGACCGUUAUUGAUAUCAGAUUGGAAGAAAAUUUACGCUACCUGCUUCCUACGAUACGCAGUUUCCAAUUUCAAGAGAAUAUCAUUGAUGAUGUUGUUGUAGACAUCACAAAAAGAAUUCAGGAAAAAGAAAUUUUCAAUGUUACAGGAGAUUGCAAAUCAGCCCAAGUGGCGGAUAUUGUUUUUAUCGUGGACGAAUCGGGUAGUAUCACCAGAACCAACUUUGAUCUCAUGAAACGUUUCCUCCACCGCACAGUUAGUGGCCUCGAGGUGAAAUCUGACAGUGUGAGGGUGGGAAUGGUUCUUUACAAUGAAAGACCCAGUGCUGAAUUCUACCUGGACACUUUCGUUAAUAAGAGUGAUAUUCUGAACUACAUUAAAAUCAUACCAUACAGAGGCGGAGGAACCUCAACUGGAGAGGCCAUCAAGUUUGCCAAGAACUAUCUCUUCACCAAGACAAGGGGCAGCAGGAAAGAUCUCGGUGUUAAGCAGAUUGCUGUUGUCAUCACUGAUGGAGAGUCACAAGAUGAUGUCACCGCCCCAGCUGCUGAGCUGAGGCGCUCAGGAGUCACCGUAUAUGCCCUUGGGGUGAAGAAUGCCAGCGUGGAAGAGCUCAAACAAAUAGGAUCUUACCCUGACAGGGAGUUUGUGUUCAGUGUGGACAGUUUUCAGAUGCUUACAUCACUGGAGAAAAGCCUCAGAAAAAGUCUUUGUAAGGUUGUGGUCGAUAGAGGUUUUGACAAGAAUAAUAGAUUCAUCCUAAAACAAGGAUGUGUGAACACAGAGGAAGCCGAUAUUUAUUUCCUGUUGGACCACUCUGCCAGCACUCGCACCGACUUCGAAGACGUGAAGAAAUUUAUCCUAGGCUUCCUGCAAUUAUUCCACGUUGGACCCAAUCGAGUUCGUGUGGGAGUUGUGAAAGUCAACCGUGUUCCGACUCUACAGUUCAGCCUGACGGAGCACAAAAACAGAGUCUCUUUAGAAGCAGCUGUGAACAAAAUCAUUCAGCCCAGUGAAGGCACAGAGACAGGCAAAGCACUAACUUAUGUGGCCGAUCUCUUUAAUCAGGCCAGAGCAUCCCGUCCAGCUAAGGUGCAGGAGAUUCUCAUUGUCAUUACUGAUAAGGAAUCCCAAGAUGAGGUGAGAGAACCAGCGGAAGAGCUGAGGAUUCAAGGUGUUUCAGUCUAUGCCAUUGGAGUAAAGAAUGCCAACAAAAAAGAGAUCUUAAACAUGACGUCUGACGCAACCAAGCAGUUCUAUGUGAGCAACUAUGAUGGUCUGAAUGCCCUUAAGAGUGAAAUUAUCACAGAUAUUUGCUCACAGGAGGCCUGCAAGAGCAAAGUGGCAGAUAUCAUGUUUUUGAUUGACGGCUCUUCUAGCAUUUAUACCCUAGACUUUAAAUCAAUGUUGACGUUUAUUACUAAAGUUGUAAAUGGUACCAUCAUUGGAAAAGAUAGUGUGCAUAUUGGGGUGGUCCAGUUCAGCGAUGAUCCAAGGGAGCAGUUUCCACUGAAUAGGUACUACAGCAAAGGUGAAGUAGAGAAAGAGAUCAACGGCAUUACGCAGCUAACAGGAAAUACAUACACUGGGAAAGCGCUCUCAUUCAUUUCAAAGUACUUUGACAAAUCCAUGGGCGGUCGGCCUGAUGUUCCACAGUUCCUCGUAGUUAUCACAGAUGGGGAAGCUCAUGAUGCUGUCGCUGCACCCGCCAAGGCCAUCAGAGACAAGGGUGUGACCAUCUUCUCAAUAGGCGUGGGCAGUGUAAACACCACACAGCUGUGGGAGAUCAGUGGAACUCGAGAUAAAGUGUAUGUGGAGAGGGAUUUUGAUGCACUUCAGUCCAUUGACAGAAACCUCCAAUUCAAACUCUGCAGCGCUGAUACAGGUUGUCCGAGCACGCAGCUGGCUGAUGUGAUCUUCCUGGUGCAGUGCACCAGACGAGUUCGUCUACAAGAAUUUGAAAACAUUAAGAACUUUUUAAUUUCCGUGGUGAACAGCACACAGAUUGGGGACAAUCUGAUUCGCAUUGGCGUUAUUGUCUACUCAGGCACUCCGAAUCAAUUCACUUUAAACCAGUACAACAAUAAACGUCAGGUGAUUGAAGCCAUAAGUACCUUGAAGUCCCCAACUGGAAACCUCAACACAGCUAAGGCUCUUGGCUACUCGCUCAAUUACUUCAGUGAAGAGAAUGGUGGGCGCCAUAAACGGGGCAUCCCUCAAAUGCUAUUCAUAAUUACGGAUGGUGAUGCUAGAGACCGAGAUAACUUCCAUGCACGGGCUGAUGAUUUUAUGGCCAAACAUAUAAACGUGUAUGGAAUUGGAGUGUCUACAGUUCGAGAAAGCGACCUGGAGAUCAUUACCCAGAACAAAAACCAAAUCUUCCACGUUGAUAAUUACGCCGGUCUUCAAGCACUGCAGAAGAAUGUCUCUAGUGUGCUUUGCAAUGCAGCCAAACCAGAAUGCCAGAAAGAGGUAGCCGACGUGGUGUUUCUGGUUGAUGGAUCUGAAAGCAUCAAGGAGGAAUCAUGGAGAAUCAUGAUUGCUUUCUUGCUAAAUGUUGUGGACCAGCUCCGAAUUUCUCCAGAACUUUUCAGAAUUGGUAUAGCCCAGUUCAGCACCUCAUAUCAGAAGGAGUUCUACUUAAAUGAGUAUAAUGAUGCGGCGGGGGUGAAAGCAGCAAUUGAACGAAUCACUCAAGUUAAAGAAGGGACAAACAUUGGAAAAGCUCUGAGCAGCGUCACAGAAUUCUUCCAGGAGAGCAAAGGAAGUCGCAGACAGAGCGGCGUACCACAAAAUCUUGUACUUAUCACUGACGGCGCUUCAUCAGACCGUGUGAACGAAGCAGCUGAUGAACUCCAACGCCAGCAAAUUCCAGUCUAUGUGAUUGGAAUCGGAGAUGUCUCGUUGCCACAGCUCAACUAUAUUGCCAGGUCACGAGAUAGGUUAUUCGAAGUGCAAAACUUCAACUACCUUAAUCUGACAAUUUCAACAUUUGUUUAUGCCCUUUGUACUCCUCAGCAAUUAGUAGAUCCAAGUUGUUCUAUUGACAUUGGCAUCGGAUUUGAUAACUCACGCACCAGUUCAAGUUUUCGGUCAAUCUUUAGAGACCAGAGAAAGCUGCAGUCCUACCUACCUGAGAUCAUCCGCUACAUUUCAGUUGUGCACGACCUAUGCUGUAUACGCAGCCCAACCCUCACUACCAAUGUAGGCUUCCGAUUGGUUGAAGAAAAUGGAAGGAUGCUGGAUGAUUUCUCCUUCGAAGAGUACAAUGAAGGUGUGGUAAAAAAAGUGAUGGCACUUCAGACGUCACAAUCUCUGAAAUUCAACACCCAGCUUCUACGUUCUUUUGAGCAGAAGUUCAAAGCUUCAAAUUCUCAUGUAAAGGUGCUGAUCAUCUUUACAGACGGGUUGGAUGAGCCUGUUGAGGACCUUCAGCUUGCCAUUAACAGCCUCAGGACAAGUGGUGUAAAAGCGCUGAUGACUGUGGCGCUAGAAGGAUUUAAAAACACUGCUGACCUGCAGAGGCUGGAGUUCGGUCGAGGGAUGCGCUACAGCCAGCUUCUCUCUAUCGGCAUGCAGAAUGUGGGCAGUGUCAUGCAGAAGGAGAUUGAUACAGUUGCUUCGAGGGAGUGCUGUAAUGUAAUGUGUAAAUGCACUGGUCAUGAGGGAGCACGUGGACAUUAUGGUUCUCCAGGGAUUAAGGGGACUUCUGGAGUGAAGGGAUAUUCUGGAUUCCCUGGAGAAGAAGGAGGACCUGGUGAGAGAGGGCUUCCUGGUUUGAAUGGAACUCGAGGACAUCAGGGAUGCAUUGGAAGAAGAGGCAUAAAGGGUGGCAGAGGCUACAGAGGCAACGAUGGAGAUGAUGGAGAUGAUGGUUUAAAUGGGGUAAAUGGUGAACAGGGUGUAACAGGAGCAGCGGGAAGCCCAGGAGAGCGAGGAGAUUCAGGCAGCCCAGGUCCAAGAGGUAUCAGCGGAAGCCCUGGAAACCCAGGACAGCGAGGGCUGAGAGGAGAUCCGGGAAAUUCAGGAAUAGACAACAACUCCCGUGGUCCUAAAGGUGACGCCGGUGGCCCAGGCAUACAGGGUGAACCAGGUCCAGAUGGUCUUCCAGGCCAAAAUGGUGAAAAUGGCAGACCAGGCUCUAAUGGCAGAAGAGGCUCAGCGGGGCAACUGGGUCCCAGAGGGCCUCCAGGAACACCAGGACUACCAGGACUCCCUGGGCCCACAGGUCCACUGGGUCCUGUCGGUCCACCUGGUCCAGUUGGGCAGAAAGGUUACAUUGGUCUACCUGGACCUCAGGGAUCUCCUGGCUCUCCAGGAAGGCCAGGAUCUAAAGGAAGCUCUGGGUCCAGGGGACAGAAGGGCCAGCCAGGUGAUCCUGGAGAUAAGGGAGCUCUCGGAUCUCUAGGCCCCAGAGGAUUGCCGGGAAAAGAUGGUGCAGAUGGAUAUGGAUUCCCAGGAACAAAAGGACAGAAGGGAGAUUCUGGUUUCCCAGGUUAUCCUGGACUUCAGGGCGAAUGGGGUGUUAAAGGAACAAAUGGAGGUGGUGGUCCUAAAGGCAACAGGGGAAGAGGGGGCAAUUCUGGUAGGGCAGGACCACCUGGAGAUCCUGGCAGCGAGGGCAUGCCUGGACACAGGGGUUCAAAAGGACCACGGGGAACCAGACAGAUGUCUGACUGUCAACUAAUCUCCUAUGUCCGAGAAAAUUGUGUGUGCUGCAGAGAUAACAUAAAAUGCCCUGCCUACCCUACUGAUCUUGUGAUUGGCUUGGACAUGUCUGAAGAUGUGACUCCUCAAGGCUUUGAACGCAUGCGUUCUGUAGUCCUCAGACUGCUGGACAAAAUUAACAUUGUAGAGAGCAGCUGCCCGACCGGGGCUCGGGUGGCUGUGGUCUCCUACAGCUCCUACACCAAAUACCUGAUCCGCUUCACUGACUAUCACCGCAAGACGCAGCUUAUUGAAGCGGUGAAUAACAUCGGCCUGGAGCGCACUGCAAAUCGCCGCAACAUAGGUGCUGCCAUGCGCUUCGUGGGCAGGAACGUCCUGAAGCGUGUGCGAAAGGGCGUCCUGAUGAGGAAAGUAGCGAUCUUCCUCACCGCCGGAGAAUCUCAGGAUUCGAUGUCCCUCACCACAGCCAUUCUAGAGUACAAAGCCCUGAACAUUAAACUUGGGGUCAUCUCACUAAGGAAUGUACCUAAUAUUAGAAGAGCUUUUGAGGCAGAUGAAACCCGGAGUUUCAUCUUGACUGUGCUGGGUAGAUUGCAAGAACAGAAUGCUACUCUCAGUAAGAUCCAGAGUUGUGUUAUUUGCUUUGAUCCCUGUAGACCAGCUAGAGAAUGUGAGGGCACCAACCUGGAAUCUGCUCCUCAGGAGUUGGACGUGGACUUGGCUGUUAUCGUGGACGGCUCCCGUAGCAUCCUGUCUGACGAGUACGAGGGUGUAAAGGAGGUGCUCGGCAGUGUGCUCGAUCAGAUCGUUGUGAGCAGUCAACCCAACGGGGCUGACAGACACGCCAGAGUUGCCGUCUACCAGCAGAGCUCCACGUACAGUGAAGCCCAGUCCAGUGUGAAAGUAAUAUUCGACUUCCAACAGUUCUCAGAUCGCAGUCUAAUGAAGAGAAGCAUCUAUCAAGAUCUAAAACAAACCGGAGGAUCUUCCCGACUGGCUUUUGCGAUGGAUUACGCCAUAACACAGGGCAUCCUCGCGGCUCCUAGGGGUCGCAAGAACAAGAUGGUGCUGGUCAUUAUUGGGGAGGAGACGGCAUCUCAAGACAGAGCGAAGCUGGACUUUAUCUCCAAGGUGGCGAAGUGCGAAGGUGUUGUUCUCUUCACCCUGACGGUGGGUAAUCACAUCAGCACUGCUCAGGUGGAGGAACUUGCCAGCUACCCCUUAGAACAGCACAUCAUUCACCUGGGCCACUUGAAAAAUGGAGAACAUGAAUACACACAGCGCUUCAUGAGGACGUUCUUCCACAUUCUGAGCAAAAAUGUGAACACCUACCCUCAUUCAUCAUUCCAGAGUCAGUGUAGAAAUUUCCAAACAGAUCCAGGCCAGCGUUUGGACUAUGAGGCUGCAGAGAGACCCAUAUAUAGUGUUCCUGUGCCGUCCGCUGCUUACCCAGACAUACUGGUGGAAGAGGAAAUCGAGGAAGAAGACCCUACAGAGGAAGAGACUUGGAACCAGCAGAACUCAGGAGUUAAGUCUCUGACUGACUACACAGACAAUCCAUGUCACCUGAACAGUGACCUUGGCACCAUCUGUGGUGAAUAUGUGCAACGCUGGUACUAUAAUGAAGCAGUCGGUGUAUGUUUACCCUUCUGGUAUGGCGGUUGUGACGGGAACAGUAACCGUUUUAAUUCAGAAAAGGAAUGCCUUCAGACCUGUCGCAAGCAAAAUCCUGAAAUAAUCCUGCAGACAAAAGGGGAAACGGUAUUAGUGGAUGAUGCGUGCCUCAUGAAACAGGAUGUGGGGCCCUGCAGUAAUUAUGUUUUAAGAUGGCACUAUGACAUCCAGCAGAAUGAAUGCAUUCACUUCUGGUUUGGAGGAUGUGAAGGAAACAAAAACAGGUUCGACACGGAGGAGGAAUGUAAAGCUCUUUGUGUAAAAUACAUUUAACUAGGAUGGCUUUCUAAAUGACACUUUUGAGCAAAGACUUUCUUCACCCUCACAUACUAAUCAUUUUCUCUUAGCUAGAAAAUUAUAUUUUUGCAGGUUUUGCUCCAAAAGGCAAAUAAUUAUCCACCAGCACCCCAACACAGAAGUUAAAUAAUGGUACUUUUAUGGUUAAAGCUAAGUUUGGAAGAUUUCCUGUUUCCGCCAAAGGAUAAAAAAUGCGACAAUUCUUAGUUAUAUCUUGUUAAAUGCUUGAAUCUGAUUGGCUGACGAACGUUCUAAGGUGUGCAUUAUUUUCAGGGAAACACACAGUGAAUGUAGUUCCAGGCAACUGUGGGCUGCAUUACGUCUAUAUCACUUCGACACAUGAUUUCAAUUCUUUAUUAGGUCCUUACAGCCUAAAACAGCAAAAUAACCAAAACCCACAACCACACUGGCCAAACAAAUAAAUACAGUAAACAACAGAAAAAAACCGACCGAUUAUUUCCACACACACAUACAGUUUGCACACACGUUAACAUACGCACUAACAGAGCUGAUCCUCCCUAUAUGCAAAAUAUGCAAGCUGCUUAGGGCCUCAUUGUUGUACCCAUAGAUAUGUAUAGGUAGAUUCCCCAUUCAACCACUCCAAGCACGUAGACGCAUCCUAUUUAAAUAAUAGGGAAUCUACCUAUAUGUAUCUUUAGCUGUACCUGCAUGAAUGCAGGAUCGAGGAUUGUUUUCAUUUUAAAACGCCGUUUUAAAAUGAAAACGCACUAGUGUAAACAGGGCUUUAGUUUAUGCCUUUUUUCCAUAACAAUUAUAAAAAAAAAAGUCUGAAUUUUGAUGCAAAAAGUCACAAUUAUCUUUUAUAUUUUGUUCUGUGGUGUAAAAAAAAAAACUAACAAAAACAAAGGUGAUAUAAACUCAGAAUAGAAUUGCUAUUUUAUAUUUUGUCUUUUGUAAGUCUAUUUUGUAAAAUAAAAAGAUGCAAUUACCUUUUUAAUUUUUUACACUUGGCAGAAACUUCUGUAAGUCACAUUGUAAGUGUGUAGAUUAAAAUGUCAAUGCAUUUUUCAGUGAAGAUGUUCUGACAGCACUAGUAAUGUGCAAUCACAUUUUUUAUACUGUUUUGAUAAAAUAGUUUUUAAUAGUUACACAUUUGAUAAAAUCUAUGAAUUUUUGAUUCUUCAAAAAAUUGUGAAAAACAGCUCGCAACAUUUUACUUCUGUAAUCUUGUGUAGAUUUGAGCAAAACCAGGUUUUCCAUAAUAAAAAAAGUACAGUUGGACUUGA
Molecule: messenger RNA, 9099 nt
Organism: Labeo rohita (rohu)
Lineage: Eukaryota; Metazoa; Chordata; Actinopteri; Cypriniformes; Cyprinidae
Gene: col6a4a
Product: collagen, type VI, alpha 4a
Exons: 41
Coding region: 140-7828 (2562 amino acids)
Molecular function (GO): serine-type endopeptidase inhibitor activity
Source: RefSeq, a predicted model, not a curated record